Messenger RNA from Exaiptasia diaphana, 2899 nucleotides. RefSeq lists its product as uncharacterized. The record is from RefSeq and is a predicted model, not a curated record. The transcript has 2 exons. Lineage: Eukaryota; Metazoa; Cnidaria; Anthozoa; Actiniaria; Aiptasiidae. The coding region runs from base 813 to 2147 and encodes 444 amino acids.
GCAGUAUUGUUAGCCUGCCAGACCAAUAACACGCGCUGAUGGACAAACAGUAUUGCCUUUUCACUCCAUGGCACAAUAACAAAGAGAUAAAAUUUUUACAAAAUUAGCACAAAAAUUGACAUUUGGGAAGACAAUGUUGGYCUCUUGAAAAAGAGACACGUCUGAAAUUCUUUGAUUUUUUUUUCACUUWUUAAUUCUGUCCUAAAAAAACAGUUCCAUKCGCAAUUUCAACACAAUUUCAAAUUGAAAAGCCCUGCAAGAUGGCUGGACUUUUGUUCGGUAAAUUUAUAAGUACAAGUUAUAUGCUAAUGUGAAAUGGUGGGCGUCAUUCGUAAACUUGAUCAACAGAGAUCUUAACAGAGGUAUCUAUUCAGUGAAAAGAGCAGACACUGCCUAGUUCUUGGCAUAUAUCGAUCCAYUGGUAAGCUAUCUACCAUCAGCCAUACUCUGUCCACUGAAGCAGUUUCCUUUGUUCCCUAAGGGAAAAGUGCCAUUUCCUUCUCAUAUUACAAAAUCGACUUUGCUCAAGCAAACGUCCUUUCCUCGCUCAAAAAGACAUUCAGUUUUACACGUCAAUUAAGUAGCCUUAAGAAGCUAAACAUAGAAAGAUCCUGCGCACUGAAGGAAUCAUCGAGAAUCAUUGACAGUCCUAAGGAUUUUCUUACAAGAAAGAUUUGAGCGCUUCAUUUUCAAGUGAGCUAGCAAAAAGUGACACAUCACUUUUCGUCGCUCUUAAGGGAACAGCAAACAAACAAGAACUGGCUUGACAACGUAAAGAAAUAACCUUGAAUAUAUCCUGGAAAAGCGUUAAAAUGACAGAUAAAAUCAUCUAUUUGUGCGGGGAAUUCCCAUCAAAUCGAAUGGAAGAUGUGAACUCCAAGUGCUUGAUUCUCGGCAACCUAGCAUCGCUGUAUUCAGUGAGAAGCCAUCCUGUUGUCGAUACUAUCGAUAGCAAUUUUGAUAAAACUGAACUUUACACCACAAUAACACGAUGCCAUGUUUUUAUUUUCAUAUUUAGUAAGGAAACGGUGAACGACACGUUUUACCUUAACCAGUUAGGCAUAGCAAAGGCUUAUGGAGUGCCUGUGAUCGGAGUCCGAGAACCAAGUUAUUUUAUGCCAAAUCCACUGCCGGAACAGUUUUAUUUUACUGAGAUUGUAGAUUAUACUGGUGUUAUCAGAGAUGGACGCAGUGACCGUGGGGUUCAUGGAAGCGCUAAAAAACAACUUUUACUAGCUGACGCUCUGAUUCAUGAUUUUAAGACAGCCAUGGUAUACGCGCCGGAGUUCCACAAGUCCUGUUUUCAACGACUUCUCCACAAAGUGUCUCAAGCUUUUAACAGAAGCGAAAACGAAAAAAAAUUUUAUUCGGGUUUGAAGGAUCAACCGAGAGUUACUCCUUUUAAAGAGCUGUUGAAUGCAACGAAAGAUCAAGCAGCACUGAAAAAUAAGAUCCCAAAAUGUCCGAAAUGCGGUUUUAUUCUCAAUAAACAUCUCUCCAAAACACCAACAUUACAGCGGGCGUCGAGUACAGGGUCAUUGUUAAGGAAGGGAGAUGCUUUUGAAGGGGAGUCACUACAGCAACAAAAACAAUUAUUUCAGAGCAAAAAGGCGACCUUGCAACCAACUACUAUUGUGAUCCCAGCGCCACCGUACUCCGCGAAAACUCAAAUCCUCCGAUCUUCGACUCAGAACAACCCAAUAAUUCGUCCUCAGCCUUAUAAAGUAAACGAACCUUUCAUAGGAAAACUACAAUCAAGACACACUACACUACAAAAAGAAGAUGUUGAUAAGAAAGACAACAAAAAUAUCAUGAAAGGCGAGUCGAAWAAUGACAGCGAAAAGAAAACAGAACAGGACAAUAUAAAAAACAAAUCGCUACGGAAGCAGAGUCGCGUCGGGAAUGGAAACUGGACCGAUAAGCUCAGAAUCAAAUUGCGAAGACAGUCCAGCCUGCCUGUAAUUCCUACAACCUAUCUUGUCACGUCUCCUGCGGCGGGAGAUAAACAAUUAUCAUUUGUCAAAUAUCCCCCUGAGAGCUUUCUGCUUUCCCCGCGCCAGAGUCUUCUACCGAUCUUUUCCGAGGAUGAAGAACAAGAAACUAUCCAUAUUUCUCGUCCCCCUAGUCCAGAUGGUUCGAGUUGGUAAGAAAGUUAAUAUUUUGAGAGUGUGAGAGACUUUGAAUUAGCGAGUUGAAUAUAUUCUUGUUUGAAGUGUCAUUAUAGCAAACCUUGUGUUUGUGAAUAAUUCGUUUGUGUUAAUUUACGCGCAUUGGCUUAUUAUAUAGACAUAUGAUUWUUUAUAGCAGCAAGCGGAAAUCCAUGUAAAUUUAACUUUUUGUUGUAUUUUUCUUUGUUUUGUUUUUGCUUKGUGACAGUCGUUGUUGUUGUUGUCGUWGUUGAUGGUUGUCGUUGGCUUUGAAGAACUUUGUACUUUGUAGCCAAUGAUUUUGAAGAACUAAGCUACAUGGAAAUGAUUAUUGGGAAUUAAGAAUCCGGAGACAUCGGGCGGAAAAACGAUAAACGUUAAAAAACGAUAAGCUCAUACUUAUUUUAAUCACUAUAAACCUUUCCAAAAAUCAUCCUUAUUGAAAAAGUCGUUCUUUGAAUUUUUAUUGAGAAGAAGCCACACUGAAAAUUUUACAUUUGUCCAACUGCUGGUGACUGCAWUAAAAUUAUAACAAAGUUUUCCAGGAAUGACCAGGAACAAAAAAAAUAAUGAGGUCAAUGAGUGAUUGUAUAAUCCAGGAAGGCAAAGAGCACGUACCCCCCAAAAAACAGUGCAAAAAAGCCAUUGAAAGCUAUUUUAAUGUUGUAAUUAUAUGACAAGAAAUGCUAUAUUAGGAUUAAAAGCACAGAUGAUUCUGAUUUUGAUUUUCCUGAACCAAUUAGUCAAACUAG